UCCAUGGACUUAUUUCGAAAGCUUGGAUCCGGAGCUAAAUUUGAUCUUAGACGUUUCCAGAAAGACGCAGAGAGGUUUCAGCUUGUCAAACCUGCAGAAGAUAAGAAAUUCAAAACUGAUUUGCUGAAGGCUCUAGAUUUUUUUGGCACAUCAGCCAUAAAGCAUGGUGAUGUGAAUAGUGAAUUAGCUGCAGAGAACAGCCCUGAAAGGCCAAAGAGGAAAAUAAUUGAAGAAGCACAUGUUGAGAGAAAAAAGAAAAAGAAGAAAACAAUAACAGAAAGCCAUUCUGGUGCUGAGAAUACAGAGAAUUUCAGUGCAGCUAAUCUUGAUGAUGUUCAGUUGUUGUCGUCAUGGAAACCGGAGAACAAGGAAGAAAAGAAAAUGAAUCCUAAAAAAAUUGAACAAAUCAGACGAGAAAAGGUAAAUGCAUUCCGGAAAAAACACAAAAUCCAUAUUUCUGGAACCGACAUCCCGGAUCCCAUCGACUCAUUCCAGCAACUGAAACAAGAAUAUAAAAUUAAUUCUACAAUCUUGAAAAAUGUUGAAGACGUUGGAUACCAGUCUCCCACACCUAUACAAAUGCAGACACUCCCAUUGAUGCUUCAUAGACGGGAAGUUUUGGCGUGUGCACCAACAGGGUCUGGAAAGACAGCUGCAUUUAUUAUUCCAGUAUUACACCAUCUGAAGGAGCCAAGAAAGCAAGGAUUCCGUGCAGUGGUUGUGUCACCAACUAGAGAAUUAGCCCAGCAAACAUACCGAGAGUUUUGUCGUCUUGCAGAGGGCAGAAGUUUCAGGAUUCAUAUCAUCGACAAGACUUCUCAGGCGGCCAAGAAAUUUGGACCCCAAUCUUCACAAAAAUUUGAUAUCUUAGUGACCACACCAAACAGACUGGUCUAUAUGUUGAAUCAACACCCUCCAGCUUUGAACCUUACAAACGUUGAAUGGCUAAUUGUGGAUGAAUCUGAUAAGCUAUUUGAAGAAGGAAAACAAGGAUUUCGCGAGCAGCUAGCAUUGAUCUACAAAGCGUGUGACUCCAUGCAAGUACGUCGUGCCAUGUUCAGUGCAACGUUUGCUUACGAUGUCGAACAGUGGUGCAAACUGAAUUUAGAUAAUGUUGCGUCUGUCACUAUUGGUCAAAGGAAUGCAGCAGUUGACACUAUUGAACAGGAGCUUUUGUUUGUCGGCCAAGAAUAUGGUAAACUACUAGCAAUCAGGGACAUUAUUAGGAAGGGUGUUCAGCCUCCAAUGUUGGUAUUUGUACAGUCUAAGGAAAGAGCUAAAGAGUUAUUUCUUGAACUCAUCUAUGAUGGUAUUAACGUAGACGUCAUUCACGCCGAUAGAACACAAACACAGAGAGACAACGUUGUGAGGAGUUUCCGUGCUGGCAAGAUAUGGAUACUGAUAUGUACAGAGUUGAUGGGCCGCGGUAUUGACUUCAAAGGAGUCAACUUAGUCGUCAACUAUGACUUUCCGUCAUCAGCUGUGAGCUACAUUCAUCGAAUUGGACGUACUGGUAGAGCGGGCAGAGCUGGGAGAGCUGUGACAUUCUUUACACACGAUGAUGUGACAAACCUCAGGAGUAUUGCAAAUGUCAUGAGAGAAGCUGGAUGUCCUGUACCAGACUACAUGCUAGAAUUACCCAAACCUAGCAAGAAAACAAGGAAGCAGCUGGCAAAACAUGAAGUGAAGAGAGAGACCAUCAGAACAUUACCCACAGAUAUACUGCAAAGGACAAAAAGGAAAAAGAAAUUUAUCAAAAUGAUCAAGCAGAGAAGGGAUGAAGACCGCAGUGUUGUCAAUGAAAAUGAAAAAAAGGUGAAAAUCAAAACAAGAAGGAAAAGUAAUGAAAAGCCUGUAAAGGAAACUGCUGAUGGUGGUCAUGUUACAGAACCAAACAAAGUGAAGGAGAAGAAUUCAAAAACUGACACAAGGACUGAAACCAUUUCAAAAACUGCUACAUUAAAUGUAAAGCAAGUUCAUCGAAAGGAAAAAUCAGUCACAAAGAAAUCAACACAGAAAACAAAGAAAAACUUAUGAUGAUUAAAAUGCAUCUAGUUUUAUCCGAA
This is a messenger RNA of Saccoglossus kowalevskii, 2066 nucleotides long. Its product is annotated as putative ATP-dependent RNA helicase DDX52. The record is from RefSeq and is a predicted model, not a curated record. Gene Ontology annotation, biological process: maturation of SSU-rRNA. Gene Ontology annotation, molecular function: RNA helicase activity; ATP binding; nucleic acid binding. Lineage: Eukaryota; Metazoa; Hemichordata; Enteropneusta; Harrimaniidae. Gene Ontology annotation, cellular component: cytosol.